Molecule: messenger RNA, 735 nt
Organism: Hippopotamus amphibius kiboko
Lineage: Eukaryota; Metazoa; Chordata; Mammalia; Artiodactyla; Hippopotamidae
Product: fibroblast growth factor 13-like
Exons: 1
Coding region: 226-735 (169 amino acids)
Biological process (GO): positive regulation of protein phosphorylation; animal organ morphogenesis; cell differentiation
Cellular component (GO): cytoplasm
Molecular function (GO): fibroblast growth factor receptor binding; growth factor activity
Source: RefSeq, a predicted model, not a curated record
CGGCAGCCCGCGCGAGAGCCGGAGCACCGCCGGAGGAGCUCGGCCGGCAUGCUGAGCCCCCUCCUCGGCUGAAGCCCGAGCGCGGAGAAGCCCGGGCGAGCGCCGGCUCCGGAGGCGAAAGCGGCGGAGGCGCGAGACCCAGCGGGCAAGCGGCGGCGGAGCAGGAGGAGGAGGCGAACGCGGAGAGGGGCCGCGAAAGAAGUGGUGGUGGUGGGCGUCGUGGCCAUGGCGGCGGCUAUCGCCAGCUCGCUCAUCCGGCAGAAGCGACAAGCCCGGGAGCGCGAGAAAUCGAACGCCUGCAAGUGUGUUAGCAGCCCCAGUAAAGGCAAGACCAGCUGCGACAAAAACAAGUUAAACGUCUUUUCCCGGGUCAAACUCUUCGGCUCCAAGAAGAGGCGCAGAAGGAGACCAGAGCCUCAGCUUAAGGGUAUAGUUACCAAACUAUACAGCCGACAAGGUUACCACUUGCAGCUGCAGGCAGAUGGAACCAUUGAUGGCACGAAAGAUGAGGACAGCACUUACACUCUGUUUAACCUCAUCCCUGUGGGUCUUCGAGUGGUGGCUAUUCAAGGAGUUCAAACCAAGCUGUAUUUGGCAAUGAACAGCGAGGGAUACCUGUACACCUCGGAAGCUGCCGUAAACAGAGCUGCUUUUCCAGAAACCAUGAGGAGUCAAAAGUUCAUGGGGGACCCUUGGUAUAAAUGUGCUCUUUCUGAAAAGGAGGAUCCCAUUUGA